Messenger RNA from Aphis gossypii (cotton aphid), 981 nucleotides. RefSeq lists its product as uncharacterized. The record is from RefSeq and is a predicted model, not a curated record. The coding region runs from base 1 to 981 and encodes 326 amino acids. The transcript has a single exon. Lineage: Eukaryota; Metazoa; Arthropoda; Insecta; Hemiptera; Aphididae.
AUGGCUGGUAAAUACACUGGCCUUCAAGCCAGAAUUAAAGAAGUCAUUCCGCUUGCUAUUUAUGCUCCUUGCUCAGCACAUUCCCUAAACCUUGUGGGGAUAUCUGCCGUGGAUUGCUGUGAAAAAUCGACAACAUAUUUUAGAUAUCUACAAGAAUUAUAUAACUUUUUCACAGCAUCUACCCAUCGUUGGGAAAUUUUACUAUUUUAUUUAAAAAAGGCCAAGUGUGUAAAAAGUUUGUCUCAAACCCGAUGGUCAGCAAGAUACGAAGCGGGUAAAUCUUUAUAUACUUCUUGGAGUGAAAUUAAAAACGCUUUACAGGCUAUUAUUGACGAUGCCAAUGAAAAACCUGUAACAAAAUUUGACGCUUUGGUUCUUUUGAAACCUUUUAAUACUAUACAAAUGUGCUUUAUGGCUGUUUUUUGGAACGAAGUAUUAGAAAGGUUUCAUAUAGUUAAUAAAAAACUUCAAUCAGUUAAUAUUGAAUUAGGAAUGGUCGUUGAAUUAUAUGGAUCUUUAGAGCAGUAUAUAUAUAGAAUUAGAAAUAAUUCUGAAGAAUAUGAAGUAAAAGCUAUACAAAUAUGCGGUGAAAUACAGUAUAAAAAAGACAAGCGGAGAACUGUUAAAAGAAAACGUCAAUUCGACGAAACAAUUAAUGAAGUGAUAACAGAAACAGGCAAGGAAGAUUUCAGAAUAAAUGUAUUCUUCGUUAUAUUGGAUAAAUUGAAAGCUGAACUUGUAAGACGUGGCAGUUCGUAUAAAGAUUUAUGUGUCAAGUUUGAUUUUCUUACGAAUAUAUGUAGUUUUGACGAGGAAAUUAUUUCUGAAAAAACUAAGGCACUUAUAGAACAAUAUCCUAAUGAUAUUGAAGAAUUAUUUACAAAUGAAUGUCUUCAUUUGCGUGAUCAUAUUUUUUUUAAAUCUCGACACAAAAAAGAAGCGCUCAAGAACUUUGUCAGAUGUUGUAUACAGAAGAAUUAA